CUCAAACUUCCUACUCGCUAUCAUCGACCAGUUAUCGAUCCCAUUUUCUCCAUCUAACCAAUUCCUUCUUACCAUUCUAUCCGUCAUCAUGCCGCCGCCUCCUCCCACUCCUCAGCCCUACGACAAGAGCAACUACCAGCUCCUCAAGGAAGGCGGCUGGAACAACAUGCACGACUUCAUGCGUUCCUACUACUUGAAGACUUGGGAACCGAACGAUUACGAGACGGCGAAGCAGAUCUUGGAGGGUUUCCGUGAGAUAGAUCAGAAGGCUUGGGAGGAACAGUACAGUUAUCACGGCGAGGUCGAGCAGGAGUACUACCAGGAUGACCACUGUAAUGACAAGCAUGACGAACAAGUUGCUUGGGACUCCUAUAACAAUGAGCAGGAAGCUUGGGAAAACCAGUAUUACGAACAGGAGGCUUGGAAGUAUGACAACGGUGGAGACGAGGGCUGGAAUGAUCAUGGUGACUGCGGCGAUGACUGCGGCGAUGACUGCGGCGAUGAUUAUGGUGACUACGGUGAUCAGGGAGACUAUGGAUACUAUUGAAUGUUAGUAUUUUGAUUCUGACUUUCUUCUAGUGUUGCUUCUGUACGUUUGACGAGUGGCUAACUGUUGGAUGAAUGGAUAGAUGCGGCCACUACGCGAUGGACUGUUCUCGUACUCUGGUUGUCCGGGAUAUGGCGUUUGUCUGAGCUGAGGGUGAAUCUUUACAUGAUGCAAAUUGAUAUGCCUAAUGAUUUAUGAAUGAGUG
This is a messenger RNA of Aspergillus glaucus CBS 516.65, 752 nucleotides long. RefSeq lists its product as uncharacterized. The coding region runs from base 89 to 547 and encodes 152 amino acids. The record is from RefSeq and is a predicted model, not a curated record. Lineage: Eukaryota; Fungi; Ascomycota; Eurotiomycetes; Eurotiales; Aspergillaceae. The transcript has a single exon.